Messenger RNA from Ilex paraguariensis (yerba mate), 1102 nucleotides. Lineage: Eukaryota; Viridiplantae; Streptophyta; Magnoliopsida; Aquifoliales; Aquifoliaceae. The record is from the annotation of a GenBank genome assembly.
AUUUGCUUCAUGUCUACAGGCUUUCUAAGUUUUCUUGCAUUGGCUGGUAAUUGUGUUGAUGGCCACUUGUGAAGCUGUUAUGCAAAUGUUGUGCGGGGGCAACUGGCCAGUGCCUUGCCUUUUCAGUUCUGAUCCUUCUUUUAGCAAAUCAGAGUCAACAUGUGUUUCUAGAUCCUCUGUUAGAUAUAGAAAGAGAAGGGUUUCAAGUCAUAUUCAAUUCCUCAAAUGUUCAAGUAUGGUAAGUAGGAGCAUCGGUAUUCAGUGGCUUCCAAGUAUAGGCAGGUUUUCAUCUGGAAAUGCCAGAGAGGAUGUAUUAGGUCUUGGAAAAUGUGAAUGCUAUUCGGCUGAAAAUUUGAGUGGGAUAACGGCAGAGAAUGGAAAUGGAUCAUGGUAUGUUGAUAAUGCAAAGGAAUUCAAUACAAUUAAUGUUGACAAACCUAAUGUUCUACAAUUCGAGGAUGUUCCAGAGUUGACACAAGAAAAGAAUGUUUUCACAUCCAACGGGACAGUCAGAGAUACAUUGCACCGGGCUAAUGUUAACUCUAUUGAGGAUGAAGCAUGGGAACUGUUGAAAGAAUCUAUGGUUUACUACUGUGGUAGCCCUGUUGGGACAAUAGCUGCUACAGACCCCACCAGUUCCAAUGUUUUGAACUAUGAUCAGGUCUUUAUUCGAGACUUUAUACCUUCUGGUAUAGCUUUCCUAUUAAAGGGGGAGUAUGAUAUUGUUCGCAACUUCAUCCUUCACACUCUACAGCUGCAGAGCUGGGAGAAGACUAUGGACUGCCAUAGUCCUGAUCAAGGGCUGAUGCCUGCUAGUUUCAAGGUGCGCACAGUCCCCCUGGAUGGUGAUGACUCUGCAACAGAAGAGGUACUGGAUCCAGACUUUGGAGAGGCUGCAAUUGGACGUGUAGCCCCGGUUGAUUCUGGUAUGCAACCAUGCCAGCCAAUUGGUUCUGUCAAAAUAAGAGAAACCUCCUUGUAUUUGGAUUUUAUAGAUGGGGGUGUCUUAUAUUGUGCUGUAAAUUUCAGGAUUAUGGUGGAUUAUUUUGUUGCGUGCAUAUGGAAAAUGCUCUGGAGAUCUCUCGGUUCAGGGGAGAAUUGA